Drosophila persimilis is the source of this 7128-nucleotide messenger RNA. It is a transcript of the gene Alk, whose product is annotated as ALK tyrosine kinase receptor. The transcript is spliced from 9 exons. Gene Ontology annotation, cellular component: signaling receptor complex; membrane. Bases 588 to 5822 code for a protein of 1744 amino acids. Gene Ontology annotation, biological process: positive regulation of kinase activity; regulation of neuron differentiation; protein phosphorylation. Gene Ontology annotation, molecular function: ATP binding; protein binding; transmembrane receptor protein tyrosine kinase activity. Lineage: Eukaryota; Metazoa; Arthropoda; Insecta; Diptera; Drosophilidae. The record is from RefSeq and is a predicted model, not a curated record.
GUUCUCUGUUGCUCCGUGGAAUCUCAAGAGUCGACAGUCGAGAAUCUUUAUUCAUCUAUCUAGACACUCGUGCCGUAGCAGAGCAGUACAUGUGUGCGAAGUAAAGUGAAUUAGCCCGCAAUUGAGGCCCAAUUGAUACCUCCUAUAUAUGUACAUUUAUUCGGUUCUAUAAUGAGAUAAACUCUUUCAAAGAUACACCAAGACACGUGCCCGGCACGCUUCGAUGUGACAGCAUUUUCCCGGAAGUCACAAAUCAUCAACCACAUCACCUGUAGGGGAGCCACAACCAACAACAACACACGGAUAAGUGCCACAGCAAUGUGUUGCUUUCAUUUAAAGAACUUUAAAUGCGGCCAUCCGCGCUCAUUGAAAUCCACGAAAAGUUAAGAACAGAUCCAUCGAACAGAGUCCGGCCAGGAUCCAGCCAAGAUACACUCACCCCACACCCACUCUCAAUCACUCACUAGAGGACUCUCGCUCCACACAGCACCCUACUCUCCACCCACAAGAAACAGCCCCCUCCAGUAGGCGGAAACUGACACGGACACGGUCAGAGUGGGAUUUGGGGGAUCUGGGAUCCGAUUAGGAUGCCCCGGCUAAAGCAACAGGGUUGGGCCUGGCUGCUGCUGGUACUGGCCAUUUGGGUGGGCGUGGGCCCGGGACCGGGUCCGGGUCCAGCUCUCGCCCAACGACCACUGCUCGCCAACCACACCUUCAACGCGCUGUCCAACUACAACAACAACAACUGGGGGCCGGGCGGCAAGCAGCUGCGGAAUGGGAGGGUGCACGAGCAGCCCCUACCUCUGCCACAGCCACAGCCCACGGUGACGGGAAUCUACGAUGAUUACGAGGGGGAGGCUGGCUCUCGACCACCACCGGCCGGCGGGCGACGGGAGACGCGACGCCGCCAAAAUCUUGCCCGACGAGGCAUGGAGUCACUGCGCAAGGAGCUGAUGAAGCCAUCGGUGGGUGGUCCCGGUGGAGGCCUCUCCGGCAGCAGUGCCGGAUAUCCCUCCUACUCCGGUACUUCUUCGAUAGGCCGCAUUGACGGCCUCGGUCUGGGUAUGGGCUCCGCGGAUCGCUAUGGGGAGCAGCUACGUCAGCCGAGCGGCGCAGCGGCCAUGACAGCCGGACCCGUGGUGGGACCUUACUCCACCCGCUUUCCCCCGCUGUACGCUGGCGUGGACGAGCAGCAGCCGAAGCGAAUGUACUCGCGCAAGAACUCCAUCAGCGAGCUCUACAAACUGAAGAAGAGCCUCAACCAGGCGGACGAGCCCGCUGGCGGAGUCACCCAUGGCAACUUUGAAGGCGAUCCCGUGGUCAGCCCCCAGGGGGUGCCCGUGGAUCUGAUACAAGAGAUCAAGGAUCGCAUCAGGGACACGGAACCCAAUGCGAACACAUAUUCAACCCACACGGAGUCCACUCCAUCCUCGGAGUACGAGUACGAGCUGGGGGUCAAGUGCAACUUUGAGACGCCCUGCAGCUGGUCCUGGGUGGACUACCCGGACGGCUUCCAGGUGAUGACCGGCACGGAGCUGGCGAAGCGGAACAUGACGGGUCUCCUACCAGGGCCAGUGGCCGACAGCAUCGACGACGCCAACGGACACUUUCUGUACGCCCGCGUUCAGCCCAGCACCAAGCCCCUGAAUCUCACUUCUCCGGAGUUCAGCACUACCAUGGAGAAGUGCUUCCUGGAGGUGUACAUGCACCAGAGCGAUAUGAGCCACGGCCUGUCCCGCGUGGUGGUUGAGCCACUCCACACGCAGGAGAGCAGCUGGGUGCCGGCCGAGAUCCAGGGCGACAACUUUCGCACGUGGACGCGCAAGGUGUAUCGCCUGGGGCGCAUCUCCCGCGACUUCCGCAUAGUGUUCGAGAUCGUGCCGGACUUGAAGGCCGGACAGAAGGGCCAUGUGGCGUUGGACAAUCUGCGGAUGGUGAACUGCUUUCCAGAGGGCACCAAGUCGGAGAAAUGCAGUACGUCGCAGGUCAAGUGCACAAACAACAGAGUGCCCGUUUGCAUUCAUCUGCCACGCGUCUGUGACAUUACACGUGACUGCGACGAAGCGGAAGACGAGCAUCAGUCAUGCGACAAAAUACCUUAUGGCGGUCGCUGCGAUUUCGAGGAGGACUGGUGCGGCUGGCGCGACUCGGGCAAGACUACUCUCACCUGGUCGCGCCACACGGGCUCGUCACCCACUCACGACACGGGGCCCGAUGGGGAUCAUACCCUGCAGCACUUGUUGAACAACACCAGCGGCUACUAUAUGCUGGUCAACAUGAAUCAGCACAUGAACGAUACGGAGAAGAACUCGAUAAUCGGCUUUGCCAGCAAUGCCAUCAUGCUGAGCAAGACGUUCAAUCCGCCGCCAUCGGUGCACGGAAAUCCGGACUCCCCGUACCGGAACUCCUGUGUCGUGCGGUUCUUCAUCCAUCAGUUCGGCAAGAAUCCCGGCAGCAUAAACCUCUCCGUGGUGGAGAUGAAGGAGAAGGAGAACAUAACCACCACGCUCUGGUGGAGCACCAAAAACCAGGGCAGCGAUUGGCUGAGAGCCGAGUACGUCCUGCCCAAUAUUACGUCCAAAUACUAUCUUCAGUUUGAGGCCCGAAUGGGCAUGAGAAUCUACUCGGAUGUGGCCGUGGAUGACUUUUCCCUGAGCCCCGAGUGCUUUGGCCUCAACAUUCCCGAGGAGCACCUCAAUGGCUACAACUAUUGGGAUGUGCGACAGAACCUCAAGAGUCCCACCUACCGAGACUUUGAAUAUACCAAUUACCUGGAGCUAACCAGCUGCGAUACUCGGGGCAUGAUAGGGCCCACUCAAUCGCAGUGCGAGAGCGCCUACAAGGAGCAGAACAAGACCCACAUUCUGCGAGAGGUGCAUGUGGUCGAGGAUCAGAGCAGCUACAAGGGCAUGCAGAAGUGGAAGGUGCCCAACGAGGGGCACUACACAAUCAUUGCCAAGGGAGCCAGUGGAGGACUCGGAUCGGGUGGCGUGGGCAGUUCUCGCGGAUCUGUUGCCGUGGCUGUGCUGGAGCUGCACAAGAACGAGGAGCUCUACUUUCUGAUUGGCCAGCAAGGCGAGAACGCAUGCAUCAAGUCCAUGGGCGCGCUGAAGGAGGCCGGCUGUGGCACUGACCACGACCUGGAUCUUGCACAGUACAGCUUCCGAUCCAAACAGGACAUGGUCAAGAACAUUUACAUUGAGAACGGCGCCGGUGGUGGUGGCGGUGGUUCUUUUGUCUUCCUGUUGAAUCAGGCCAAGAAUGAGGCUGUGCCGCUUCUGGUGGCCGGCGGAGGGGGAGGCCUGGGCAUUGGCCAGUACAUAGACGAGGACUUCCAGCACGGCCAGAAGGCGAAGCCACUGCAGGCGCCGGAGAGUGGACAGAUCAAUGGCGAGCCGCUGAACAAGAAGACAGCCGGACCAGGAGGCGGCUGGCGGGCCAAGGAGGAUCAGGCUCUGAGUCCCACCAAUGGGGCUGCCCUGCUGCAAGGCGGUCGCGGCGGACACUCCUGCUAUGUAGAGCUGGCUGACAAUGGCACCACUGUCCAUCGCCAUGGCCAGGGCGGAUUCGGAGGCGGCGGAGGUGGCUGCAACACGGGCGGCGGAGGCGGCGGCUAUGCCGGCGGCGAUGUUUAUCUGAACGAGUCAAACGGUGAGGGCGGUAGCUCGUACAUAAGCGCCUCCCGCAGCCUGCGGGAGAUUGGUGACGUGUAUGCGGGGGCCAGUAGUGGCCCGGGAUCCGUCAUCAUCAUACCGGCAAUCGAGGGCUGUGGCUGCGACUACCGAUGCGUGGCCAUGGACGAGUUCCGGUCGAAGGUGCGCUGCAUAUGUCCGGACGGCUGGAGCCUGAAAAAGGACAACAACACGGCCUGCGAGAUCCGCGAGGAGGCGGGCAAGUCCUCCUUCCAACACCUGGUCUCCAUACUGAUAUUUUCAUUGGCAGUGCUCUUUUUCUGCAUAGCGGCCCUCAUCUUUAUGCUAUACAAUCGCUAUCAGCGCAAGAAGCAGACCAAGAAGCGCCACAAAAUGCUCGUAGAGCAGGACCUGCAGCUGACGAGACUGCGCCACAACAUCGACGACUCGAACCUGAACAACUUCAAUCCGAACUACGGCUGCGACGCCAUCCUUAACGGCCACAUCGAUGUGAACAGCCUGCCGCAGGUGGGGCGCGACAGUCUCCAGUUGGUCAAUGCUCUGGGCAAGGGAGCCUUUGGUGAGGUCUACAUGGCUCUGUACCGCCAUCGCGAUGGUGAUGCCGUGGAGAUGGGCGUGGCGGUGAAGACCCUGCGCGAGGAUCCAAAGCGUGAGAAGGAGGAGGACUUCCUCAAGGAAGCGGCCAUCAUGGCUAAGUUCAACCACCCCAAUAUGGUGCACCUGAUCGGUGUCUGCUUCGACCGGCAGCCUUACUACAUUGUCCUGGAGCUGCUGGCCGGUGGGGAUCUGCAGAAGUUCCUGCGCGAGAAUCGGAACACACCGGAGAGGCCUUCGCUCCUAACCAUGAAGGACCUGCUAUUCUGCGCCCUGGACGUGGCCAAGGGCUGUCGCUACAUGGAGAGCAAGCGGUUCAUCCAUCGCGACAUCGCCGCCCGCAACUGUUUGCUAAGCAGCAAGGGGCCAGGUCGCGUGGUGAAGAUUGCGGACUUUGGGAUGUCGCGGGACAUCUACAGAUCGGACUACUACCGGAAGGGCGGCAAGGCGAUGCUGCCGAUCAAGUGGAUGCCCCCGGAGGCCUUCCUCGACGGCAUCUUCACCUCCAAGACGGACGUGUGGUCCUUUGGCAUCCUGCUGUGGGAGGUCUUCAGCCUAGGGCGCUCCCCGUAUCCGGGCCAACACAACACCCAGGUGAUGGAGCUCGUGGUGCGAGGCGGUCGCCUGGGUACCCCAACCGAAUGUCCCGUCUCUAUAUACAAGAUCAUGGCCGACUGCUGGAACCCGACGCCGGAGGACCGUCCCACAUUUACCAGCCUGAUGGAACACCUGACCAGCUGCUCCCAGGAUCCGAGCAUCAUGAACGCGCCGCUACCCAAUAUCCUGGGAUCGACGUCCUCCGACCGCGACGACACCAUCAUCCGCCCACCCAAUGGCGAAGAGUUCUGCCUGGCCGUACCUGAUUACCUGGUCCCCCUUCCCAGCCAUCUCGCGCAGCACUUGCCCAGCGGCUCCGCCUACAUCCCGCCCCAGCGCAAGCAGGCGAGCGCCAGCGCGUGCACUCCACCAGCGGUAUCCUCGCCAGCGACGCCCCAUCCCAAGCCGGUCGUCCUGCAUGACCAGCAGUUGGAGACCUCUUUCAUCUUGCCCAACUCAAAAAGUGACCAGCCCCUACUGGCCGCUGGAGCGCCCAUCACCACCACGGCGCCCAUUAGCGUCCCCACCCCACCCAAAGCCGCCUCUCCACUUCUACCCCCAGCAGCGAAACAGAAACCGGCCGCCGAGCAAGAUGCCGCAGAGGGUGUCGUCGAUAGCCAAACUCACGACCAUGAGGGAAAGCUUAUCAGUCUGGACACGCCGCAACCGACGCCGACGAGUAUCACACCGCCUCAGUGCUUCGCCUCUCAGCUAGAUGGGAUCACGCUGGAUCCAUCGACCCUGGCCAAGAGCCUACCCAAUGGCCUACCGCCGGGCAAGCAGUCGUACGCCAAUGUCCAGGUAAAGGGCGAGCCGGAACCGAAGGCCAUGACCAAUGGCAAUGGCAAUGGCGCUGUUGUUAAUGGGGAAAGUCCGACAGCUGCGGGUGCUGCCGGGGACCGGGAGCCCCCCUUCACCAUCCAGGGCUACGCGGAGCGGUACAAGGACAACAACAAUCAUUCCGAAAUCAGUUGCUAGACAAAAGGUGUCUCGCCGCCGGCCACAGGGUGAAGCUGUCCGUACCGUACCACGAUAUCGUACGAUCCCGUACGAUCCACAAUUUGUUCGCGUUUCACGAAACUUAUUGCUUGGUCUGAUUGAUUCAAUCGGGGAAAUCUUUAACAGAAAACAGAAAACAAAUCGAGUGAGAACUUCACAAAAAUAUUGUAUUGCAAUUAAAGCGUAAAUUUGUAUUGUACGAAAAUAGAGAACCGCUGAGGAAACUCCGUGAAAGCAAGUGAAAAUACACACAUUAAUUAGUUGAAAAAUUAGUUUAGUUUUGUACCAGACAUUAGUUUGCCAAAAAAAAGAGAAAAACAAAAAGGAAUUAACAUAAAUUUGCGAGAGGUUGUAUAUAUCAAUUGAGUAUAAUAUUAGUGCAUAUAUUGUUUGAUGUACCCUUAGGUUUUUUUGUCCAUCUUUUUAGUUUACCCUUAGUUUCGUUUUAAGCUGAUGACUGAAAUGCCAAACAAUAUUCCUAAAAUAUAACAAAGCGUGACCGAGAGAGAACGAGAAGAAAGAGUUCGAUUAUUUUUUAUACGCAGUCCAGAGGAUCGGGAACCAAUACAAAGCCAACUCAAAGUAGUUCAAAGUUCAAAGCAGGACACACACCACCCACACUCUCUUAUAGUCUUUGAUUUCUUUAUGAUGCUAAGUUUUAUCCUAACGAACUUGUAAAUACCAAAUAAAAACCAACCAACAAAAGCUUCCGUCGUAGCGAAUCACGUUUAUUGAAUGUAUUUGUAUUUAUAUUAGAUUAAGAGAUAAACCAAAACAAAAAACACAUAGCGUGUAAACGAGUAAGCGAGUAAACGAUAGAUCGAAAACGAAUACAAUUUACAGGGUGAUUUUUAUGAAAAUUCAGUUGUAUGUUUGAAAAACAGAAAAUUAGCAUUAACGGGGUAACAACCCCGAUCGAGGAGUUGUGCGACCUUUGGUUGUGCAACAUGCUCUCAGCACAGCCCUGUAUUUGUUCAUCAUUAUAAAAUGGUUCUGUUCGAGAUUCGAAAUUUGAGAUUUUGUACAUUUAGUUGGAACGUAACAAACAAGCUUUAAAUUAUAUAAUUUUUAUAAAGAUAUAUAAACGGAUAUACAAGUGAGGCGACAACAUUAUAUUAAACAACAAAAAAAAAAACAAACAAACAAAAAGAAAAAUGAAUACAAUUAUACAAGAUCAAGUGACAUAUGGCUCAUCAUAUAGUAUAUGUAUGUGUAUAUCUAUACCUAGAUCUAAGAAAAUUGAGAUAAACCGAAACAAAUCGAAAAACGAGAAAUACAUACACAC